GUCAAAAUGGCUGCCCCAAGGAAGCCCGCACCGCGCAGCUAGUAAGGGUUGGGGAACAGGCUUCUGCGGGAAAGGGGGAGGGGGGCUCUCGGAAGAGCCGUCGCCAGAACCGCAGGCAGGACUAUCGCCCCCCCGAGCUGCACAGGUUCUAAUUACAGGUACACCUUGACAUAACUUUUGAACUAUCUGGAAAAAUAUUGCCCAGAAAAAAAAAUGAUAAAAUUUUUCCUCAUGGUGAAUAAACAAGGACAGACCCGACUUUCUAAAUACUAUGAACAUGUGGAGAUCAAUAAGCGUACAGUUCUGGAAACGGAAGUCAUAAAGAGCUGUCUCUCCCGAUCCAAUGAACAAUGUUCUUUCAUUGAAUUUAAGGAUUUUAAGCUGAUAUAUCGACAGUAUGCAGCUCUCUUCAUUGUGGUUGGAGUAAAUGACACUGAGAACGAGAUGGCCAUUUAUGAAUUCAUCCAUAACUUUGUGGAAGUGUUAGAUGAGUACUUCAGCCGAGUGAGUGAAUUAGAUAUAAUGUUUAAUUUGGAUAAAGUACACAUCAUUUUGGAUGAGAUGGUGUUAAACGGCUGCAUCGUGGAAACGAAUCGGGCAAGAAUUCUUGCCCCUCUACUCAUUCUUGAUAAAAUGUCAGAAAGCUGAAUGAUGGAAGGCUCUGCCAGACAACAUCAACCUGUAGAAGUGAGAAUACCAUGGAAUACCUCUCAACAUCUGUAGCCCCAAAAAUGUGGAAGACUGCACAUUGCAAAAUGGGGUGUCCUUCCAAAGACAUUUUAAAUAGGUGUUUUCCACAUUUCCUAAAUGGAAAACAAAGCUUUAUUUUAAAAUAUGGUAUUCAAAGAAAUAUUUUCUCUGAACUAAGAGACAAGUUUUGUUUUCUAACCAUAAGCAUUUUUUCCCUACUUGUUCAAAUUUUGUUGAGUUCUGAGGGUAACUUUUUUGUUCUCUGCUUUCCUAUGCACAUUUAAUUCAGGAUUAGCAGCAUGGGAAGAAUGUGUGACAAUUAUCAGCCAAUAAAAUUUUAAACACACACAGUA
This is a messenger RNA of Neomonachus schauinslandi (Hawaiian monk seal), 1043 nucleotides long. It is a transcript of the gene AP4S1, whose product is annotated as adaptor related protein complex 4 subunit sigma 1. The coding region runs from base 214 to 648 and encodes 144 amino acids. Gene Ontology annotation, biological process: vesicle-mediated transport; protein transport. Gene Ontology annotation, cellular component: intracellular membrane-bounded organelle. NCBI's taxonomy places the organism in Eukaryota, Metazoa, Chordata, Mammalia, Carnivora, Phocidae. The transcript is spliced from 6 exons. The record is from RefSeq and is a predicted model, not a curated record.